Molecule: messenger RNA, 1638 nt
Organism: Corticium candelabrum
Lineage: Eukaryota; Metazoa; Porifera; Homoscleromorpha; Homosclerophorida; Plakinidae
Product: aminoacylase-1-like
Exons: 19
Coding region: 1-1560 (519 amino acids)
Biological process (GO): amino acid metabolic process
Cellular component (GO): cytoplasm
Molecular function (GO): aminoacylase activity
Source: RefSeq, a predicted model, not a curated record
AUGUCAUUUGGGCCUUACCCUGCGCUCUCAAGCAGACUAGUUCGCUGCAAAUCAGGAGUCAAGUCAUACCCUUGCUUCAUGAACGCAAACUGUGUUGUAACUGGUGGAUUGCCACUAAAACAUCUCGUGACCAUGUUUGAUUUAAGAUUGCUCGCUCCCAGACUUGCACAGAGCUACCAAGGUCUUCAUCCAACUCCGAUCUCUGCAAUUCCAGAUGAGAAUGGAGAACUAUGCAAGUCUGCAGAGGCACAGAGUGAUCAUUGGUUCCAAGAUUUCCGAAAUGUCCUAAACAUUGAAGCCGCUUUGACAUCUCUGUGUUCGGCUCUCUGGCAGGAACGUUCAUGCACUGAUCAGAUCUUCACGGUGAAGCAAAUUAUUGAAAAGAUAAAUGAGCAUAGAACAUCUGGUGUCCUUGUUUUUAUUGACUUGAGAAAAGCCUAUAAUUUUGUGGAGGGGCCUGAAAGUGCAUGGGCAUGUUUUCCCGAGUACACGUUGACGGCGGUCACACUGAGCAGUUUGCUAUUUGAAAUACCUGUUUAUGACAUCGGAUGGUACAAAUGGAGUGUGUCAUUUCUUACUUGGGACGUGGAUAAAAGCAAGAUAUUUUUUACUAAACACUGGACACAUGGUCCCUUUGAUGCUGUGAAGGUAGAUGGCAAGAUAUUUGGCAGGGGCAGUCAGGAUAUGAAGUGUGUCUCUAUUCAGUAUCUGGAGGCUAUUCGAAAGCUGAAGGCUGAAGGCAUUCAGCCUCUUCGAACAAUUCACCUGACUUUUACUCCCGAUGAAGAAAUUGACAGUCAGAAGGGAAUGAAGGUGUUUGUCCAGUCACCAGAAUUCAAAGCUCUUAAUAUUGGCUUUUCUCUUGAUGAAGGUCUUGCUAAUCCAACUGAUUCAUUUACUGUUUUCUGUGGGGAGAGAGCACCAUGGCGUAUGUAUGUGAGGUGCACUGGUAAUACAGGACAUGGUUCAAUGCUUAUUCCUAAUACUGCUGCAGAGAAGCUUCAUAAGAUCAUAGGAAAGUUUCUUGAAUUUAGGCGUUCUCAGGAAGAACGGUUGAAAUCAGACCCUAGUCUGAAAAUUGGCGAUAUCGUUGGUGUAAACUGGACACUUGCAGAGGCUGGUGUGCAAUUUAACGUUAUUCCACCAGAAAUGAUGGCAGGGUUUGACCUUCGUAUUCCUCCAACCAUGCCCCAUGAGAAAAUGGAAGCCUUGAUUGAAAGUUGGGUGAAGGAAGGUGGUGAAGGAUGCCGCUAUGAGUUCUUUGCAAAACAUCCUGACCAAACAGUUACUCCAACAACUGAUGACAAUCCAUGGUGGAAAGCAUUUAGAUCUGCUUGUUACGCACUGGAAAUGAAAUUGGAUAUUAGCAUCUUUCCUGCUGCAACAGAUAGUCGAUAUUUACGUCAGGUUGGCAUACCUGCCUUGGGAUUUUCACCCAUCAACAACACUCCCAUAUUGCUUCACGAACACAAUGAAUAUCUAUAUGAGGAUGGCUUCCUUAAAGGAAUUGAUAUCUACAGCAAAAUCAUCCAUGCCUUGGCUGACGUUCUAAGUUUUUGAAGUUGAUCAAUGUACUAACAGUAUCUACUGUACCUUGUAUUUUAGUCUUUGCUCUGGUAAUGGUUAAUAAUGCAUCAA